GAUUGAACUGAUAAACUGAGAAGGAGGUUGAAUGGCCAAGCCAGCGCUGAUUGUCCAGAAGAAGGUUCAAGAACAACCCUGAAGGCUCCAACAUGUCAAAAGAAAUGCAAGAGCUGCAGAAGCAGUGGCGCUUCAUGAUGAAAUCCAUCCACAGCAACUCCAAUGUUGUUGCUUUUAUGAAUUCUCGAAUUGGCCAAUACUUAGAUGAUCAUCCUUUUGUUGCCUUGUCGCUGUUGGUGUUUAUUGCAGUUUCUGCUAUUCCUGUUGCAUUCUUUCUGAUGUUUGUGGUUACAACAGCUGUCAUGGCCUGUAUUGGGGUUAUAAUCAUGGAAGGUGUUGUAAUAUCAGCAGGUGGAAUAGCACUUCUUUGUGUGCUGGGUGGCCUAGGGCUGCUUUCCUUGGCAGUUUCUGGAGUAAUGAGUAUUUGUUACGUAGCACUUACAACUCUGAUCAACUACUGGUACACUCCAAAAAGUCAAGCAAUGGAUCAAGAAGCAAAUGGGAAUGGUUUCUCCCUGAACAGUUCUCCCAUCUCUGACCCUUCUGUCAAUAACAAAAGCAAAUAAAUGGGACCUUUCCAUCUUCUCUGAUAUGCCUUGAUUGUUCAGUUCUGAAUUUAGACAUCUUAUUCAUUUACCUGUUGAAUAGUCAAGUUUUGUGUGAAGUUUGUGGAAAUGGAAUCAAUAUGCAUCUUUGGUUGUUACUGUAAAAUGGUGUAAAAUGAACGGUAACUCAUCAAGAGUCAGUGCGCUGUGAUAUUAAAUGUACAGACCCUGGGAAGCAAUCCCUGUUAAUAUGGUGCGGGAUUAUAACUAGUGCUAACUUCCACUAAAGUUGGUGGCAGACUGAGUCAGGAAGGACUGCGCACUUCAGAUUUUAAACAUUGGUGUCAGAAUACUAACAACCAAUAGAUGGGGAAUCAAAGUAGAAUGUCUUUAAUGCAUCCUUGUGGCACCUGGAUGUUUUUUACACAUGGAAAAUAACAAUGCCCAGGAACAGUGACACUUAUGAAUGUUAAAAGUUAAUUUCAAGCCUUAGCAAUUUUUUUCAAAAUACUUCUGUGUUGAAAAACUAAGCUUGCCUCACAUUAAUUGUGUGCAUUGUUGGAAAAGCAAAGUAAGAGAGGGGUUUGCUAUGUAUAACUGAUCAUCUAAGCUUUUACAUACACUUGAAUGUUACAUUAUUCAGAAAGGUUAUCUUCCUUGUUCUUUCCUUCCCACAGCAUGUGGUAUGGCCCUGGUGUUUUGCCUUGUAUUUAAAAAUGUCUAUUUUAUUUGAGUUUUUGUUCUCUGUUUAUGCAUCUUUGGUGUGAGCCUUAUUACAUUUUGUAGUUACUGUAAGCAUUUUCUUUUAAGCAGUAACCAGGUAUCUCUAAGAUAUUUAGUUUAAUAAAGUGCUAUUUAUUUAUG
This is a messenger RNA of Gavialis gangeticus (Gharial), 1409 nucleotides long. RefSeq names its product transmembrane protein 159 (gene LDAF1). NCBI's taxonomy places the organism in Eukaryota, Metazoa, Chordata, Crocodylia, Gavialidae. The transcript is spliced from 5 exons. The record is from RefSeq and is a predicted model, not a curated record. Bases 93 to 566 code for a protein of 157 amino acids.